This is a messenger RNA of Anthonomus grandis grandis, 2029 nucleotides long. Its product is annotated as putative ankyrin repeat protein RF_0381. The coding region runs from base 49 to 1176 and encodes 375 amino acids. The record is from RefSeq and is a predicted model, not a curated record. Gene Ontology annotation, molecular function: protein binding. The transcript has 4 exons. NCBI's taxonomy places the organism in Eukaryota, Metazoa, Arthropoda, Insecta, Coleoptera, Curculionidae.
AUUUAUCUCCGUACGUAUGUAUGUCCGUGAGUAAUACGCGAAUAAAAGAUGAAAUUAAAGUUUAAUUUCAUGGAUUUUGACUUGUUCGAGGUGGCCAGAAAUAAUUGUUUUUCCUUACUAAACAUCGCCCUGGAUAACUUGACGAUUUAUAACUUUGAAAUUAACAGUUUCGACCCCAAGGGUUAUACUUUGCUGCAUUAUGCCGCUGAAUACGGUAACCUCGAAACAGUCGAGAAACUCCUGGCACUCAAAGCGUUUCCAGACAUCUUAAAUUCAAAGAGGCAAACCCCGCUCCAUCUGGCUUGUCUCAAUAACCAUACGGGCAUCGUAAAAUUGCUUUUGCAACAUAACGCGAACGUAAACGCCAAAGAUGCCAUAGGUGAAACUCCUGCCAUUAUGGCAACAAAUCUGGAACUGUUUCGAACACUCGUGAAAAAUGGCGCGGAUAUUUUCCAAAAGAGUAAACUGAAGAAAACUGCACUACAUGCGGCAUGUGAAAAAGGCUUAAAAGCAUUCGUGGAGCAUUUAAUAUCCGCAGGAUCGGAUGUUAAUGCUGUCACAGUUGAGGGGGAGAGUCCUUUAAUGCUUGCUAUAAAAAAUGCCCAUUUGGAUGUGGUAAAAUACCUUUUGAAGUGUGAAUCAGUUAAUUACCAUCAGGUAGAUUAUGAUGGGCAGAAUUUAAUUCAUUUUGCGGUUCAGCAGGACACCAAGGAAGAAAUUCUUAAGGAACUUCUGACUCUUGACCUCAACAUCAACCAACGAGACCCAGACGGCUUAUCACCCUUACACAUUGCUUCGAGCAAUAAUAACACAAAAAUGAUUAAACUUCUUAUUCAGAAUGGUGCAGAUAUCCAUAUAAAAGAUCAUGAUGGUUAUACAGCUCUUCACAUAGCUGCUGAUCAUGAAGUCAAUGCUGAAGCUGUGGAAACCUUAGUGGAACUUGGAGCAGACGUGAAUGCUAAAACUUGCCAUGGAGAUCUCCCGUUUCAUCGGGCAUGUGCAAGCGGAAGUGAGAAGGGAAUUAUGGUGUUGUUUAGUAAGGGAGUGCUUCAGGUUAGAAACAAAUAUGGGUAUACCCCCCUAAUGGUUGCUGAGGAGUGCAGUAGGGUUAAUGUGAGGAGUUUGUUGAAGAGUUUGGAGGGUGGUAGGAAGAAGCGAGUUAGUUUUAGUAGAUGAGGGAAUGACGAUGAAAUUAUACUUAUACAAUGUUAAGUUUUUCCAGGGAUUUCUGUUUCGUGUUUUUUUUUUAAUUUAAAAUACAAAAGGAUGUUUUGGAUUUCUUAAAAUUAAGCCAACAAAGGAAGGAAAACAGGGACCAUUUAAUACAUGAAACCUCAUAAAAAAUGCAACGUGAAAUGCAGGUCCAAAGCAACGAGACGAAUUUUAAAACGAAUUCCCCGCGUUGCAUUUUAUGGGCCUAAUUUAAAAAUCCAGGCCGACAUAAAAAUGCCGAGGGUAAAGAAGUGUUUUUUAAAACUGCCCCAAUUUUAACUGUAAUCCCCUAUAAAAUCUUAUUAAAUUCAAAAAAAUAAACUCUAUAUAUGGGGAGCGUGUAAAAAUCACCCGAUAUUCCAGUCGAAUAAGCUUUCCAGACUGGAUAUUGGCCAGUAAAUUGAAUUUGCCCAGUCCAAGGUUGAGGAGGUGCAUCAUAUAUGGAUAAAGCCGAGCCAUAUGGAUUUUAUUUCGUAUUAGUUCACUGAGUCGUUUACUGUUCAUGGUCAAACCGGGGUCUGGAUGGAUGCUUACCUGGAAGUUUAUUUUUCAAUUUUUUUCUGGAUUUAAAUGUAAUCAGUUGAGUUAGCAUUAAACUUAAUUAGAUUUUAAGGGCUUCAUUGUUAAGGGUAAUUAUGCAGGGUAUUAUGAUAGAGCUAAUUGAGCGUAUGCCUAAUUAGUUAAUAAUGUGUAAUUAUUGGGAGAUGAUACUAGAUAGGGUAAAUGGCGUAAGAGUUUCAUAAAAUGUUAAUGUUUUAUAUAGAUUUGAAUAGAAAAUGUAUAGAGUUUUGUAUUAUAUUAAAAUAUAGUUAAUAAA